This is a messenger RNA of Rotaria sp. Silwood1, 1014 nucleotides long. NCBI's taxonomy places the organism in Eukaryota, Metazoa, Rotifera, Eurotatoria, Philodinida, Philodinidae. The record is from the annotation of a GenBank genome assembly.
AUGCCUAAAAAGAAUCGACGUACAUUAUUGUGUGAAUCUUUUUUGAAACAACGAUAUUCAAGUGAAACUUUAGGAAAUGAAAGUGAAGAUAGUACCUCUGAAGAAGGGGAAGAAAUGGAGACCGAAUUAAACAAUAUCAAUAUUGAAGAUAAAGAAAAGAUCGAUUUCGACAAGCCAAUAUUUCUGAAUGAUAUUGGUGAUAUCUUCCAAUUGUGUAAAGCGUCCUGUCCUCUCAAAUACUUAAGUGUAUUAGUCUAUACGACCUUACGGCAUGUUGGUCUAAACUGGCAGCAAUGUGAUGAUAUUUUACGUCCAAUAGGUUCAUUAUUAAGUGAAACAUCACAAAAACACACCGAAGCCUUCCUUUUUGGUGAUUUCAAAGAUUUUACGAGUGAACACCGUGGUGGCAAACAUACUAGUGCAUUUUUUGAUGAUUUUCCUGAAAUUGAAACUGAAGCUAAAGUUUAUACGCUUACCCGGUGUUCCGAUAAAGCAGCAAAUUUUAGUAUUAAUGAUUUAGCGAGAUUUAUCGAUGAGAAAUAUUAUGAAACAACUGGAACAACAAAACCAAAAGAUAGUGAAUUAAUUAGAUCGAAAGCUUCAGUUCGUCUGGAUUUACGACGUUGGGGAGCAACUUUUCGUGAGAAUGGAGCACGUCCAUACUGGGAGGGCCAUGAAAGAGCAGAUGUUGUCAAAAGUCGUGAAACAUUUAUAAAUUAUUUUUUGGAUAAUAAACAAAGUUAUUACACAGUCAAUGAUAACGAAAACUUACCCGGUUGGAUUAAACCUGAGAAAAAGCCAGGUCGAAUCCUUAUUUGUAAGUAUAGAGAUUCAAAUGAAAAAGCACAAGUUUUAGAUUGUUUUUUCGUGAACGAACCAAAUCGUGGUUUAAGUAAAGGCUUGGCGGUGCUUGGAAAGGAGUUGAAUGUAAGAAAUGCUGAUCGUCUGACAUUACCAGAAUUACGCUCUCAUCUUGCUGAUCAUCCAGCAUUUCAAACCGUAGGAUUUGUUUAG